Messenger RNA from Platichthys flesus (European flounder), 3596 nucleotides. It is a transcript of the gene cbx1a, whose product is annotated as chromobox homolog 1a (HP1 beta homolog Drosophila). Gene Ontology annotation, cellular component: nucleus; pericentric heterochromatin. NCBI's taxonomy places the organism in Eukaryota, Metazoa, Chordata, Actinopteri, Pleuronectiformes, Pleuronectidae. The transcript has 5 exons. Gene Ontology annotation, molecular function: chromatin binding. Gene Ontology annotation, biological process: chromatin organization; negative regulation of transcription by RNA polymerase II. The record is from RefSeq and is a predicted model, not a curated record. Bases 1 to 741 code for a protein of 246 amino acids.
AUGGCGGCUCCUGUGCUUUUCGUCGGAGCCUCAGAGGCUCCCUCAUCAGACGUCAAGCUGGCGACCGUAGCAGCCAAGAAAGGCAAGAAGGCCGAGGAGGAGGAGCAGCCUGCUGCACCUGCAGUAGCGGCACCAGAAGCAGCAGCAGCAGCAGCACCACCACCAGCAGCAGCAGCCGCCGCUCCGGCUGUGGCAGAAGGAGCAGCAGCAGCAGCAGCAGCUGAGGAGGAAGAGGAGGAGGAGUAUGUGGUGGAGAAGGUUUUGGACCGCCGGGUAAUGAAGGGCAGAGUGGAGUUUCUGUUGAAAUGGAAGGGGUUCUCAGACGAGGACAAUACCUGGGAACCACAGGACAACUUGGACUGUCCUGACCUAAUCGCAGAGUACAUGCAGAAACACAAAGAGAAGGAAGAGAAAAAGAAAGAAACCAAGAGAAAAGCUCCCACAGAGGCCACAGGAGACUCAGCAGAACGAGGGAGUAAGAAGAAGAAGGAGGAGGGGGAGAAAGCCAGAGGUUUUGGUAGAGGUCUGCAGCCGGAGAGGAUAAUUGGAGCAACAGACUCAAGUGGAGAACUGAUGUUCCUCAUGAAGUGGAAAAAUUCAGAUGAGGCGGACCUCGUCCCAGCCAAGGAGGCCAAUGUCAAAUGUCCCCAGGUGGUCAUCUCUUUCUACGAGGAGCGCCUCACCUGGCACUCUUACCCCACGGAGGAGGAGGAGAAGAAAGACGAGGAGAAAAAAGACUAGAUGAGUAGAGGUGGAGUUUUAGGGCAGAAAACCAACUUCAACUAUGUGCUGGUGAACUGUUGUCCAAGUUAGUAGACUCUUGCAGCCACUUUGGCAGAGAAGUGAUAAAAAAAAAAAAAAAUAAUCCCAAAUCAUUGGGAUUGAACUGCCAAUGUAGCUGAGAGAGAGAAGAAGUGUGUUUUCUUGCCCUGGAAGGAGACAGCCCUGCUUUCCUCAAAAGAUGCUCCCACUUGUUUGUCAACUGAACACGUAGGAAACACUUUAAAGAGGUAUGUUGACGCUUAAGUUCCUCUACUUCGCUUUACUUCCCUCACCAAGAACAUGUCACUUAAUUUGAGUCGGUGCCUUUGUUCUGCUAGUAUUUUUCAUUAUCGUCACAAACUAUAAGAUUGAAUCCUGUGAAAUUAUUAAAAGUGUUUGUCUCUUACAUUUAGUGACAAGUGCUUGGUGUUGGAAAUAAUAGGGAUACAGAACAGGCUGUCAAGUUACCCAUUUAAUACAUGUAUUCAUGUGAGAAGCAAACAGAGAGUUACCGGUUCUCUUUUAGAUGUCCUGUAUUAGAUAAAAGGGGGAAAGUGAAUUGUGGUGGUUUGGUGAGAACAAACUUUGCUCCCUGUUUUGACUGAAUACACAGGCGAAAACUUCUUUUGAAUGGGAAAGAAGUGAGGUAUUAUGGAGGAGUUAAAGAAUGGACAGAAACCUUUCUCACAGUAUCCGUUCUCUUUGUGCCACCCAAGUUCUCAUUAUCCCGGUUUCACAUUUGAAACUCCACACAUCAAAGGACUGUAAAUUUCAGACUAGCUAGACACAAUCGUUACGUGAACAGACCAGUUGUUGGCUUUAGCCUUUGCGCGUCCCACCAGUCAAUUGUGCAACCAACCAGCCAGUGUUCAGAUGUCCUGCGUUUUCGUGCUUAGCUUAUAUUUCUAUUUGUUUUUAAUACCUGACAGCUUUUUUCGUUAUUGUAGCCAUGGACAAAGCUCCAGCUUGUACUUUGCUUCCUGUUAGUUUUAUUUUUAAAUUUCUGAAAAUUAAAACUGUUUAAAAAAAGUAUUUUAUCAAACCUGAGCUUCAUUUUAAUUUUGCUCAUUGGCAAGCAUUUUUUGUGAAUGUAAGUCUGUUGAUCUGUUACAAUAUACAGAGUGGGCUUAAUGUAAAUUAGGUUUGAUCCCAAAACUUCAAAAGUUGGUUGGUGAGCUGUCAGAUGGCUGGUGUGUGUGUCAACACUGAACUGCGUCAGACAGAUCAGCAGCUGGCUGGAUGUCAUCUCCACUGAGUGAUGGGUACACAGUUUGACUUCAAUUGAAGACUUGCAGAUUGGAGCAGAUUCUCAUAGCAGUGUAGACUUGGCUCAGACUGCUUUAGUCAAACCAACACCUAACCAGCCUCUUGUGUGGCCGGUUAGGUGGAGGUUCCCCACUGAGGUCAAUGUUCUAUCACUUAUUGGAUGUGCAUUCAAUAACAAAUACAACUGCGUUCUCCUGCCCAUGGAGGACAAAAUAAAAAAUUGCGACAAAUUCCCACAACCUUGUUUUUAAUCUUUUCACACAUUUUCUAUUAUUUUAGCUUGCACUUGCCGGGCGACACUCAAGACAUAAUGACUGCAAAUUUUCAGAAGCUCCUGGUUCCUCUUGCUCGCAGAUCGUACUAUGUUCUAACCCUCCCUUUCAUAUUUGCAAAUAGAGUAAUAGGAUAGAACUUUUUAAUUCUGCAUGAUCAAUAUAAUCACUUUAUAUUGAAUGUAGCCCGGCUGUGCUUAUUUCCAGGUAUACUCUACUAAAGCUAAUAUUGUAGCUCACUCUGUUAGCGGACCUAGGUUAGCAAGUUCAAAUCUCCUUUCUCAUAACAGUUUACUAUGGUGGCCUUUUCCUGCUUUGAGUUAUCUUGAAAAGAGAAUGCCAUUCUGAAAAAUAUUUUUCCAUAAUUAUAUUUUUCUAUUCUCAGUGGAUGUUACCUCUCUGCUUCACCUCACACUGCGUCACAUCACGAUUCUAGACGGAGCAGCUAUUUUUAAAUAAAAUUACCCUUUUCCCCAAAGAAUUUGGUAAAUUUUAGUGAACCCUAACCACAUGUGACAUGUUGAAGAAGGCAUAUAAUGACCUUAAGCUGUAAGUUGCAUUAAAGACAUUACAAGUGACGACAGGUUGUCUAAGCAUAAUCAAAUUCCUACUGUAUUUCACAAAAAUACUCGUUCUACAUUUAACUGGUACCACAUCUAAUGUUGUGAACCAAAAAUGUUUUUUAAAUUUGACUUGUUUGCUGCCCAAUUUAAAGUACAGCGCUAUUUUCAGAGUGCUCGCCCGAGCUGUCAGGCUACCGCUAGCUUGCACUAUGGUCAACCGUCCACGCAGCAGUUGUGGCAUGCAAUGCAGUUCUUUACCUCACGCGAGAACCUAGCUGUCACUCUUCAGUCUGUAUACCUGUCACUGUGAAUCUGUUGCGUUUGCAGUGCUCCCCUUGCUACCACCAACUUCUUCCUAGUUAAUUCUGUGGGAAACUGCAACAUCCGUUUGUCUUUCAUCUGGGUCCAAAUGUCAAUCUUAAAAUUUGUAUUCUUUUAGCCAGUGUUUGUUUAGCUGUAAAAACGUUGGUUGUUAAAGGCUCUUAUGUCUUCAGAGUGUGCACCAGUCUAAUGACUAAAAUAUCCUGCACUCAGACUCCCCCUUGACAGGAAAGGAUUGAAUUAGCUGUAUCUGGGUCCGCUACUUAGCUUUUCUAUCUUGUCUCUGAAACUUUUCUCAGUGUUUAGCAGAUUAGCUUGUGUUAUCUUGUUGCUUGUAUAUUGGUUUCACGUGGAUUGUCACUGUCAGGCUGAGUCUGUUUUGGACAAUAAAGUUUUUUUGUUUUCAUAAUAA